This is a messenger RNA of Colletotrichum godetiae, 3239 nucleotides long. RefSeq lists its product as uncharacterized. Gene Ontology annotation, molecular function: DNA binding; DNA-binding transcription factor activity, RNA polymerase II-specific; zinc ion binding. The coding region runs from base 447 to 2789 and encodes 780 amino acids. The transcript is spliced from 8 exons. Gene Ontology annotation, biological process: regulation of DNA-templated transcription; DNA-templated transcription. The record is from RefSeq and is a predicted model, not a curated record. Lineage: Eukaryota; Fungi; Ascomycota; Sordariomycetes; Glomerellales; Glomerellaceae.
CGUAUCCGUAAAGGUGACCUGGCAUACUAUUCUAAGCCUCAACUGCGGACUUGACUAGUGGUGGAGUUACAGCCACAGCCACAGGGCCGCACCUUUGCUCCAUAAAAUCCGCCGGAAGCGGAACCCGCGCGCGCCGCUCCCGUUCUUCUUAGUUACCCCCGGGCCGCGAACCUCAUCCCGCCGCGAAGUGUCGAGGCUCCGAACCACCUACGCCCGCUUUCUCGUGAUCCCGUCUCUUUCGGGCCCCGACUUCAUCCAACCCCCGGGCGUUUCUCCUUGGCAUCCUCUGUACGACGACAACCUAGAUUUCGGAUCUCAUUCAACCCGCCCCGCCGGAUCAAUUCCGAGUCUCAGAGGAACCACCCUUGCUUCUCGGGGUACCACUUACCCCUUCCUGAAGUGAAGCUACCUCGAUCAGAUUUGGCAACUCGUCGCCGAGUCAAGAAAUGGACGCCGGAUCUUCUGCCGGGGCUGGUCCCUCCGCUGCUGGCGGCGUGGGCGGCGCCAACCUCCCCAUCAAGCGAGCGUGCGAUGCUUGCCGUGCCCGUAAAAUUCGCUGUGAUAGAGAGGAACCAUGUGCCCACUGCCAGCACGCCGGCAUCGAGUGUAAAAACACAUCGGGGCUCAAACCCAAAGAGAAGAGAACCCGUAUUCUCAUCACGCCUCAAUAUGAAAAGAAGAUCGACCUAAUAGACCGCCGCCUCGACGGCGUAGUCCGUCUCCUCGAGGACCUCAAACUCCAGUUCCCCCUCCAAGCACCAGCAUCAGCAGCACCAUCAACGGCAGCCUCAGUCUCGGGAUCGACCGCCACCCCCGGAGGAGGAGCAUCAGGAGGCGGCCCGCCGGCGCCCAUUCAGCUCAAGACCAUCACCUCGACCUCCAUGUCAACGACACCAGCCAGCACGUCUACACAACAGCAGCACACGACAGACCCCCUGGUCGAGGGCGAGUCCUCCAUGACGGCCCAGUCCAUCUUCGCCCACGACUUCCUCCGCAAGACCGUCGGCGACGGGUCCUCGGUGCUCGAGAUGCGCGAGACCCUCGACGCCCUGCACUCGCUCGUCGAGGCGCUCCGCCACCAGCCCGCAUCUCACGAGCUGACAUACCCGCAGGCGAAGCCCGUGGCCAGGCCGGCGUUUGGCGAGUGCGAGAUGCCGGCUGUGCAGUCUGCCGUCAACAUCAUCCGCGAGGCGAAAGCUCAAAAGACGCUGGGCCUGGAAUGGGUGACGACCUUCCUGCACCCGGACCACUUCACGGACCUGGUCCUCAAGGUCUACUUUGCGCCGACAGAGUUCAACGAGGCCGAGUUCAUCAUCGUCAACGCCGGCCUCGAGAGCCUGUACACCGACAUGACGCAGUCCAAGACGGCGACGGCGCAGCUCAGGGAGGAGUGCGUCAAGAUGGGCACCCUCUGUCGGGGGAACCUCCAGACCGCCCUCGCUAAUCUGCCUUUACACCUUCCGGCCACGAUGGACAUGAUUGUAGCCCUCUUAUUUGGUGCCUACCACGCAAUGGAAGUCGCAAAACCAAGCCUCGCCUGGACCUUGAACGUAGCCUCGGCCCAGCUCUGCCAAACACUAGGCUACCACCGCGCAGCAUCAUCCUCCUCGUCCUCACUCUCCACAAGCGGAACCGGCACGGGACCAUGCAACACCACCACCACCACCACCACCGGCCCCACCACCACGAACCCAGACGACGAAGAAUACAAAAUAUUCCUCUUCUGGUCCGUCUACUUCAUCGACAAGUCCCUCUCCCUCCGCCUCGGCCGCCCCUCGACGAUCCAAGACUACGACGUCACGGCUCCCUACCCCUCGAGCGCCAGCAAGAUGCACGGCGCCCUCAUGAGCUACUUUCGUCUAUGGGUCAUUGUCUCGCGCAUCCAGGGCAAGACGUACGAGCAGCUGUACAGCCCCGAUGCGAUUGCGCAGCCGAGCGGCGUCAGGGAGGCGAGGGCGAGGGGGUUGGCGGAGGAGUUGAGGAGGGUCACGGACCGGACGCAGGAGACACAUUCGCAGUAUUUGAAGUCGGCUAUCGAGGCCGUGGGAGAAAACACAAUGGACUUUUUCAACGUGUCAGAUGAGGUCCUGAGGCUGUCGCUGCUGACAAUCAUCUACCGCGCCGUUCCCUCGCCCCCUGGGUCCGCGACGACUUUCAAAACAGAGUGCAUCAACGCCGCGAGGGCGACGCUGCAGCGGCACGAGGAUUGCAUGGCCAUCAUGGCCAAGGACGCAUACUACCUGUUUCCCAUGUACAUGAACUGGACCAUCCUCUUCUCCCCCUUUGUACCCUUCAUCGUAAUCUUCUGCCAGGUCAUAGAAACAAGCGACACCUCAGACCUCGCGCGUCUCCAAGGCUUCGUCACCUCGAUCCAGGGCGCAAAGGAGUUCACCGAGGCGUCGGCGCGGCUGUAUCGCCUCUUUCAGGUGCUGUAUAACGUCGCGUUCCGGUACGUUGAGAUGCGGAGUCACGGUGGCAGCAAUGGCAACAACAGCAGCGCGCAGCAGCAGUCGGAGGAGCAGGGCCAGGAGAUGGAUAAGUAUCUCACGGCGCUCGGGUUCCCGCCGGCGUCUGGGCAUCCGCAGCCGUCGUCGUCGGAAGUGGGGCCUGGGUCGGAGCAGAUGUCGGGGAUGACUAGCGGAGAGGACGGGAUGAAUGGUACCGGGGCCGGAUCGGGUGCGCUGAAUCAGAUGAUGUGGAUGGGGAACGCGGCGCAGCUCGAGGAUUGGUUUUAUAGUAACCAGCAGAUGAUGGGUCUUGUCGAGGAUGACGACUCGUUUUUGCAGUGAUGGGGACGGUCUUGGGUACAGAUAUUUUUUGAUGGGGAGCAGGGUGGACAUGGCGAUAGAUGGUUUAUGACGGGGCAUCAUGUCCAACGGACCACAAGGGGGGCACAUUCAACAAGGCUACGGUGGACAAAAGGAAGUCUCGAACUAGAGGUAGCUAAGAAUACCACACAGGCGCGGCUAAUAGACUCGGCCCGUACACAUCGUCAACCCGUCCGGUCAGCCUACAAGCCUCUACACCAUCCAGGUCAAGCCCCCUUUCACCACAACGACCUCAUCGGCCACGCCGGGCCAACAAACACAAUCUUUCAUGACCAGCGCAUUCUCCUCAUCCCACAAGCAACAGGGGUUUCAACACCUUCAGGCGCUAUAGCCCAGCGGUUGAUAUGGAACACUCAGCCGGGGUCGUGGGAUUUCCACAUGUCUUACGAGACGGACCUCGACCCCUUGAGU